UUAGCAGAUCGAAGGAUUGUGCUGCUGGGUAAAACUGGAUCAGGAAAGAGUUCAACAGGAAACACCAUCAUCGGAAACUUUGUCUUUAAGCGAGGGAUUUCCUCCAAGUCUAUGACUAGACACUGUCAAAGACACGAGACAGCAGUGGAGGAUAAAAUCAUUUCAGUGAUUGACACUCCAGGACUAUAUGAUACAUCAAUGAGUGAAGGGGACCUGAAGAAAGAGAUUGAGAAGUGCAUCUACAUGUCUGUUCCUGGUCCUCAUGUGUUUCUGCUAGUCAUCAGACUGGGUGUGAGAUUCACAGAAGAAGAGAAGAACACAGUGGAUUGGAUUCAGAAAAACUUUGGGGACGGCGCUUCUGAUCACACCAUCAUUCUGUUCACUCACACAGACCACCUGAAGGGGAUUUCACUGGAUGAGUAUAUCAGUGAAAGUAAUGAUCUCAAGGCUCUUGUUAAUAAGUGCGGUGGCAGAUUUCACUCGUUUAACAAUGAAGACAUGAGGAAUCACUCUCAGGUCACAGAACUGCUGCAGAAGAUUGAAGAAAUGGUGAGGAUCAAUGGAGGACAGCACUACAGUAAUGAGAUAUACAAUAAAGCCCAGAAAAAGAUUGAACAAGAGGCUUUAAAGCAAAAACUGAGACAGUAUGGGCAAACAGCGCUAACAGUAAUAGGAGGAGGAGUAGUAGCAGUAGGAGCUGUAGCAGUAGCAGCGAUAGCAAUAGCUAAAGGAAAAUAA
Molecule: messenger RNA, 738 nt
Organism: Sinocyclocheilus grahami
Lineage: Eukaryota; Metazoa; Chordata; Actinopteri; Cypriniformes; Cyprinidae
Product: GTPase IMAP family member 7-like
Exons: 1
Molecular function (GO): GTP binding
Source: RefSeq, a predicted model, not a curated record